AUGGUUGCCAUCUCUGUCUAUGAGAAGGCAGAGGAGAUAUGUGCUUACUACAGCAAAACUUAUGGACUAAAAUUGUAUCUAAAGAGUCUCAUCUUGGUUACAGGAUGUCAUUACAAAACGGCCGAGUUCGUCGUAGGCAAUGGUUACGACGGCGACACUACUUGUUCCCAUGAAAGAUUUGGAACGGCUACAUUGUUGGUAAAGAAAUGCCCAGCAAUACAUUAA
This is a messenger RNA of Gryllus bimaculatus (two-spotted cricket), 225 nucleotides long. NCBI's taxonomy places the organism in Eukaryota, Metazoa, Arthropoda, Insecta, Orthoptera, Gryllidae. The record is from the annotation of a GenBank genome assembly.